CUGAGUUGAAAACACUGUGAUCAUCUAUAUAUGUAUGUUGUGUUACUUCUCUUACAGAACUUACAUCAGCGCAACUACAUACAAAGUCAAAACCCAUCUUUGGAAACAAAUAUUGUAAGUGUAAUGUAAUUAUUUAGAGAGUCUCGCGUCCCGUUAGAUCAGAUGGAGAGGGCGGGGUUUGUGAGCUAUACUGGGUCCAGCCGCUGGGGGCGAUCGAGACGCUCUGGCGUCACUCUGCAGCAGCGCUCGUGAGGAUCACUCGGUGUGCGCAUGCGCGGGUAAGUGAGCGGAGCUGCGCGAGAGUACCGAGAGUUGUACGAAUUGAUUGAAGACAAUGAGGAGAAAAAUCAUGUCAGAAAUGUAGAAAAACCGAACGAUUUAAAGAAAAUAAUUUGCAAGAAAUCUUUCACCUACACUCAGUGUGGAAAAAGUUUCGAAUACAAAACAAAUUCUUGAGCGUCACAUGAGAGUUCAUACUGGAGAGAAACCAUACACAUGUGAUCAGUGCGGGAAGAGUUUCACACAAUCAGCACACCUUAAAGAUCACAUGAACAUCCACACUGGAGAGAAACUGUACUCAUGUGAUCAAUGUGACAAAACAUUUUUGUGGGCUUCAGUCCUGAAGAAACACCUUAGAGUUCAUACAAAGGAGAAGCCACAUUCAUGUCAUUUGUGUGGAAAGAGUUUUUCAUUUUUACAAAGUUUGAAGAGACAUCCGAAGAUACAUAUUGCUGUGAGCGAGUACAUGUGCUUUGAGUGUGAGAAGACUUUUAAUACAGCGGGCGGUUUUAAAAAGCACCAGAGCAUCUACACUGGAGAGAAACCGUUCACAUGUGAUCAGUGCGGGAAGAGAUUCACACUAAAAGCAAACCUUACAGACCACAUGAGAGUUCAUACUGGAGAGAAACCAUUCACUUGUGAUCAGUGCGAAAAGAGUUACACAUCCUCAUCAACCCUUAAGCUACACAUGGACAUCCACACUGGAGAGACUCAAACAAAGAAGCAGCACCUGACUUUUCAUACAAAGAAGAAGCCACAUUCAUGUCAUUUGUGUAGAAAGAGUUUUUCACAUCCAGAACAUUUAAAAGUGCAUCAGAAAGUACAUACUGGUGUGAGAGACUACAUGUGCUUUGAGUGUGAAAAGACUUUUACUUCAGCGAGCAGUUUAAAACAGCAUGAGAGGAUUCACAAGAGAUUCAGUGUGUCAUCAAGUCUGAAAACACACAAGAGGAUUCACACUGGAGAAAAACCUUACAAGUGUUCACACUGUGACAAGAGAUUCAGUCAUUUAGGAAAUCUGAAAACACACAAGAUGAUUCACACUGGAGAGAAACCUUUUAAGUGUUCACACUGUGACAAGAGAUUCAGUCAUUUAGGAAAUCUGAAAAAACAUGAGAGGAUCCACACUGGAGAGAAACCGUACACAUGUGAUCAGUGCGGGAAGAGUUUUGCAAUAAAAGGAAGCUUUACGAACCACGUGAGAGUUCAUACUGGAGAGAAACCGUUCAUUUGUGAACAGUGCGGGAAGCGUUUCUCUCAAUCAUCAACCCUCAAGGUACACAUGAACAUCCACACAGAAGAGAAACUGUACACAUGUGAUCAGUGCGGGAAAAUGUUUUUGUUUUCUUCAAAUCUGACUACACACCUGAAACUUCAUGCAAAGGAGAAACCACAUUCAUGUCAUUUGUGUGGAAAGAGUUUUCCAUUAAUACAAUAUUUGAAAGUACAUCAGAAAACACAUACUGGUGUGAAAGAGUACAUGUGCUUUGAGUGUGAAAAGACUUUUGUUUCAGCGAGCGGUUUAAAACAGCAUGAGAUGAUCCACACUGGAGAAAAACCAUAUAUAUGUGGUCAGUGUGGGGAGAGUUUCUCACAAUCAGCAAACCUUAAGUAUCACAUGAACAUCCACACUGGAGAAAAACCAUACAAGUGUUCACACUGUGACAAGAGAUUCAGUGUGUCAUCAAGUCUGAGAAAACAUGAGCGGAUCCACACUGGAGAGAAACCUUAUACGUGUGCACACUGUGAAAAGAGAUUCAGUGAUUCAGGACAGCUGAAAAGACAUGAGAGGAUUCACACUGGCAAGAAACCUUUUAAGUGUUCACACUGUGUCAAGAGAUUCAGUCAGUCAGGAACCCUGAAAAUACACGAGAGAAUCCACACUGGAGAGAAACCGUAUCACUGCACUGAAUGUGGGAAGUGUUUCAAUAAUUCAUCUUCUCUACACAAUCAUACAAAAAACAUUCACAGAAAGUAGAUAAUCUUCAGAUCCAGUACUUUCAGAUCUGAUGCUGCAUCCAUUACAAGCAACAUAACGAAACAUUAUCUGAAGUUUUCACAGUGAAUAAAGUUCAUCUACAAAACCAGUAGAUUCAACUGUGAUUCAGAUCAACUCAAAGAUGGAGUUCAUCUCCAAAGAACAAUGUCACAAAAGUUUAUUCUUGUACAUCAUUUUGCUUCAUGAUAUAAAUGAUAUCCCAGGGGGCGUAUUACAGAAAACUUCUUAUCUUAGGUCUUAACUUAAGCUAUGAUAUGUUAAAUUAGGAUUUUUUUUUCUUGCAAAUUCGUAUUACAGAAGCAAAUCUUAACUUGAUUUAGGAUUCAUCUUACAAAGUCGUAUCUUAUCUCUAGUUAGGAAAUCUUAAAUGGCAUCAAGUUCGACAAUCCACUCUCAGGUUUGUUACCAAGCAACCAACACUGCGCGAGCUGCUGAUGAGGGAAACAGAAUAACAGAAGCUACUUCACUUUUGCAAAAAAAAAAAAACGUAACUACAGCAUUAGUCAAUGGUAGACUCUUUUCUGUAGUAGCUUUUGUCCUAAAUGUGGUCCUAACUAAAAUUAUCAUGGUUAUCAAACAGAUGAGAUAAUAUUUUAAAGUUAAGAUCUUUCUUUUACCAUGGCAACCUGGACACCUUUAUCAGACCAGAUUUACUUUACGACCUAAUGGCAUGUCGAGAGUUCUCCCUCUCACUACCUUUCCCCAUAGGAAACACCCAUAAUGCCCAUAAAAAUUCUAAUGAAUUAAUAGGAAAAAAGACUUUCUUUGAAUGAACACGCAUAUCGUCAGGUCACUGUGUAUAUUAUUACUGUUCUCAUAUAUUGUCUUUUGUAUUGUAUACUGUUUUAUGCAUGCAUUAUGGUAGAUCACUAGUUAAAAUAACCUCAUCUAUACCAUGUUUGGUCUCUUUGAAUUCGUGUUUUGAUGAUCUAAGUGAGAGUGUGCAUUAUAUGUUGAUACCUACGCAACAUGUUAAUGCUCUGAGAAUCUUUACUAGUUGUGCAUCAACACCCAAUCCCAUUAAAUAUGCAAAGUACCAUGCUGCCAAGACAAAGAGUCGUAAACUUUCCCUCCGAAAGUGUAGAUCUCUAUUGGUUCAGAUAUGUGUUAGACUAGUUUGUGUUAGUGUUUAGUUAAUAAAACUCUUGUGCACAGAUUA
Cyprinus carpio (common carp) is the source of this 3437-nucleotide messenger RNA. Its product is annotated as zinc finger protein 91-like. The record is from RefSeq and is a predicted model, not a curated record. The transcript is spliced from 3 exons. Gene Ontology annotation, biological process: regulation of cytokine production; regulation of immune system process; negative regulation of transcription by RNA polymerase II. The coding region runs from base 464 to 2257 and encodes 597 amino acids. NCBI's taxonomy places the organism in Eukaryota, Metazoa, Chordata, Actinopteri, Cypriniformes, Cyprinidae.